Messenger RNA from Miscanthus lutarioriparius, 1113 nucleotides. Lineage: Eukaryota; Viridiplantae; Streptophyta; Magnoliopsida; Poales; Poaceae. The record is from the annotation of a GenBank genome assembly.
AUGCGCAUCUCCGUCCCGUCGUCCAUGCGCGCGACGGCGGGCAGUGCCAGUGCCAGUGCCACCGCGCUGGCGGCAGCCAUGAACAUGAAGCAGCAGCCGCACGGCGCGUCCACGCUCUUCGCGCUGCUCUCCCUCGCGCUGCUCCUCCUCCGCCUGCUCCUCCGCCUCCGCCUGGCCGCCUUCCGCGACGCCGCGCUGUCGCUCCACCUCCUGGCGCGCCUCCGCCUCCGCCCCGUCCUCCUCCGCCUCCACGACGGCGGCGGCGGCGCCAGCGCCACCACGCUGCGCGUCUGGUGCCCCGCCACCCCGUCCUCCAAGCCGCCGCUGCUCCUCCUCCACGGCUUCGGCGGGGACGCCAAGUGGACGUGGGCGCGCAACCUCCCGCGCCUGUCUCGCCACUUCCACGUGUACGCGCCGGACCUCGUCUUCUUCGGCGCGCAGUCCCGGUCCGCGUCGCCGCUCCGCUCCGUGGCGUUCCAGGCCCGCUGCGCCGCCGAGGCCAUGCGCCUCCUCGGCGUGACCCGCUACGACGUCGCCGGGAUCAGCUACGGCGGCUUUGUCGCCUACCGGAUGGCCGCCGCCGAGGCCAGCGACGCCGUGGGCAGGCUCGUCAUCAUGACCACCGGCGUCGCGGCCACGCCCGGGGAGAUGCGGGCCAUGGCGGCGCGGGAGGACCGCACCGUCGAGGAGGCGCUGCUGCCGGACACCGCCGAGGGGCUGCGCUUCCUCGUGCGACGCUCCAUGCAUCGCCCCCCGCCGUGGAUGCCGGACUUCGUGCUUGACGACUUCAUCCAGCUCAUGUACGUGGAUCAGAAAAGGGAGAGGGCAGAGUUGCUGCACGAAUUGCUCAAGAACGGAAGUGGCUUCGACCCCCUCCCGGUUCUUACCCAGGAAACACUGAUCAUCUGGGGAGACAAAGACCAGGUGUUCCCCGUCGAUCUUGGCCACAGGCUGCACAGGCUCCUGGGAGAGAGAUCCAGGCUAGAGAUCGUCAGGGACGCAGGGCACGCGCUGCAGCUGGAGGGCGCCGACCACGUCAACCGCUUCAUCAAGUCGUUCCUCCUGGACGAACGAAUUGGGCCGGGCGCUGGCGCGGGCGUGGGCCGGAAGUAA